UGAAUACGCGACCUAAAAUUCUGAAUAAUUUUGGUUGUUUCGUUAAUGUUCAAUUCAGUCAUUAAAUUUAAUAGUGUCUACCAGCGCUGAGUUUUUUAUAAUGUAUGGCAAUAAAAGUUUCGAGUAUUGUACGUGUAUGCUGCGGGAAUAAUCUGUAUCGCAGUUAUUUGGACCAGUUUCCUUACAAUAUGCAACCUGCCUGCCUAACUUACAUAUUUGCGUUGCCUUUUCAACAACGGCCAGUCUUGCACAACCGUUUGCAAUUAAAAUCCCCGUUUAGCAACAUUCGUUCUGUACUUCAUAGUGUUCAUACAUGAUUUUUUUGCACUGGGAAAUGGCAGCCAAACCUGCUAUCUGCAGGUCCGAACAGCCGUCUCAUAGUUUCUUGCCGCCUACUCAGAACGUUUUAUAUAUCAGUUCAGAUGUGGCGAUCAGAGGAGCAGACGAUCAAAAUCAUCAGACCAAUCCAGUACAGUGGAUUUCCUGCCGCCGCGCCAUUCUGGCGGCUCGAAGCAGCUACUUCCGUUCCAUGUUUACUUCGCAGAUGAAAGAGGCACACGAAAAACAGAUUUACCUCAAGAACAUUCCGCACAAAAUUCUUCACCAGAUUAUCCAGUAUACGUACUAUGGUAAAAUCUCUUUGGACGCCGAUAAUGUUCUGCUACUCCUGGAAUCAGCACUAUUUCUCGGUGUGCUCGAAUUAGUCAACGCAUGUAAAGAAUUUUUGAAGCGUAACAUGAACGCCCGGAAUUGGUUGACCGUGCAGCAAGCGGCGGAAUUCCUGUCAUGGAGCGAUGUAGUGCAACUUUGUGAAGAGUUUGUCGUCAAGAAUUUUUCCACUGUUUCGCGAUGCGAUGAUUUCUUAAAGAUUAGCGAUUCCAAGAUGAUGGAAUUUGUUGCAUCGGAUGAUUUAUUUGUGAAGUGCGAGGACGAAGUAGCGGAUGCUGUGAUUCGCUGGUUGAAUAGCGAUCCAGAUCAGCGAAUGCGCAACGUCGGCGAAUUUUUACCGCUGGUUCGAGCGCCGUUCUUGAGUGCUGAACGCUCCAAAUUAAUUCGUGGCAUUUAUAUAGAUCCAGAGAAAGUACCAAUUGAACAAUUUCGAAUGAUUACGGACGGUAUAAUACAACACACGCCAUAUAAACACCGCAAAUCAUACAGGGGGAGUAUAGCGCAAAAUGUCCCCGAGUUACCGGAAGUCUUUGUCGGCUGUCAUGAGGCCUACAAUCCGAGAACAAACCAGUGGCUAAGAAAAUUUGCAAAUAACUGGGAUAUUGAGUCUGGUUCUGCUCGACUGUUUACAUUCGAUGGAAAACUUCACCUAGUGCCUGGUGGAUGCGGUGCAAUGAAGUAUUACGAUGCAAUCAGGGACCGAUGGAUAGAAGUCGCAAGACAGACACCCCAACUCGAUUGCUAGGUGCUGGUUGCGCUGGACAAUUUGCACGUGAAGAGCGAGGAAGCGGCGCUUGGCGUUGUUCGCUGGUUGAACAGAGAUCCAAAUAGGCGACUGCGUCACAUCGACGAAAUUGGAUCCUACGGUCAAGAAACGGAUCCUUUUCCUCAUCAUGGGAUCCAUUUCUCGGACACGGACGACUGUUUUACCAACAAACGACUCUGUUGCUGGCCACCACAAAGCAAAUCAGAAUAUUACGAUUAGUCCAUUGGCGUUUUAGUCGGUUACAGCUGUGCCGUUCAGUUAUACGAAUCAGGGUCUGAACGCGCGAUAUCGAUCGCAUCAUUCCCAGGAAAACUCACCAGCUUUAGGUAAUUAGCAGAACUUCCCCGGCGGGUAUUUGAGUCAUAUAUUCACAACGGCCUUAGAGCAAUUUUGGCCAAAUGGGAGAGGAAUGGACGAAAUGAAAUUCCGAAAAGAUAACAUAGACCGCUGCACAGGAAACAACUUCGUGUGAGCGAAGCAGUUUUGCACAUAAGUAAUGGAAAGACUGUUUUACCAACAAACGAAGCUUCCCCGUUUUUGUAAUUGUAAAAUAACAGUUUUUCAAUAAUAGUACAACUUUCGAAUAGACCGCGGUAUCAACGCUUUACCGGCGCUUACGGAGAUGGACAAUUCAAAUGGAAAUGCAAUUUAAAUUCAAUUCUGACACAAAGCAAAUGCACUUUACCUGAUAUUUGC
Paramacrobiotus metropolitanus is the source of this 2131-nucleotide messenger RNA. RefSeq names its product kelch-like protein 21. Lineage: Eukaryota; Metazoa; Tardigrada; Eutardigrada; Parachela; Macrobiotidae. Gene Ontology annotation, molecular function: protein binding. Bases 314 to 1414 code for a protein of 366 amino acids. The transcript has 6 exons. The record is from RefSeq and is a predicted model, not a curated record.